ACUAUCCUGUCGAUUAAAUUAUCGGCAUUUAAAUAAAAUAAUUUUAUACAGUUUGAAUUUCUGAUAAAAUUUAUUUUUUAGUUCUAUUUUUGAGAAGUUAUGAUAAACAAGUGGAUCGUCUGUUUUCUAGCGAUUACUAUCCUAGGAUUAAAAACUGUCGACGGAAAGCUACGGAGAUGUGUCAACUGCAGGUCGAGAGGAGACCUCGGCUCGUGUAAGGAUCCUUUCACGUUGAACGUCACACUUAUUGAAAAGGAACAUGGAGUUGAAGCUAUUCCUUGCGCUUCUGGCUGGUGCGGAAAAAUUAUUGAGUCUCCUAAUUUAAACAAUGAGUACGGUACAGCAACACAAAGAAUGUGUUUACAAAGAGGACCUAGCGACAAUGAAGAAAGAUGUGCGUUCACUUUGAAAAAUUUUAAAAAAGUUUUCAUGUGCUUUUGUAGCGGGGAUUUAUGCAAUAGCAGCGCGUCGACAACCCCCAAAUUUAUCUUCAUUGUUGGUCUUCUUCUAUUGCAAGUGUCGCGGCGAUUGGUGUAGCGAAGAGUGAAGAAAUGCUUCAUGUCAAGUAUAUAACACCUAAAAAGACUGUUAUGAAAGCUGUAUUGUGUAAAUAUCGAAGAAAUAUAAGUACAAAUAAAUUUUGAAUUUUUAACCAA
Cotesia glomerata is the source of this 656-nucleotide messenger RNA. RefSeq lists its product as uncharacterized. Gene Ontology annotation, biological process: regulation of synaptic transmission, cholinergic; positive regulation of voltage-gated potassium channel activity; sleep. Bases 100 to 537 code for a protein of 145 amino acids. The transcript is spliced from 3 exons. The record is from RefSeq and is a predicted model, not a curated record. Lineage: Eukaryota; Metazoa; Arthropoda; Insecta; Hymenoptera; Braconidae.